Ipomoea nil (Japanese morning glory) is the source of this 698-nucleotide messenger RNA. RefSeq names its product polygalacturonase inhibitor-like. Bases 31 to 636 code for a protein of 201 amino acids. The transcript is spliced from 4 exons. NCBI's taxonomy places the organism in Eukaryota, Viridiplantae, Streptophyta, Magnoliopsida, Solanales, Convolvulaceae. The record is from RefSeq and is a predicted model, not a curated record.
UUAUUGAUUACUUUUGUAGUGUCUAUCAAAAUGGGCAAGUUUUGGAUUAGCUCCCUCCUCAUCAUCACACUACUUCUAGCCAACGGGUGGUUUUGCUAUGGUUGUUGGGAAGAAGAAAGGUUUGCACUUUUGCAACUUAAAUCCAACCUAAACGAUCCAAAUGGAAAUUCUCUUCUUCUUCUCCCAUUAUGGAUAGAUGAUAAUAGAUCUGACUGUUGUGAGUGGUCAAACGUGAUUUGUGAUACUACCACAAAGCAUGUAGUUCAAAUCUCUCUUGAUUACACUAGGGUCCAACAAAUCCAAGGUGAUUGGCAUUUCAAUGCCUCUCUUUUCCUCCCUUUUAAAAUGCUUAGGGUUCUCUCCUUGUCUCAGAAUGGCUUGAUUGGUUGGGUGGAGAAUCAAGGAUUUGAGAAACUAUCGGAAUUAAGUAAGCUGGAAGUCCUAGAUUUGUCUGGGAACAACUUCAAUCGUAGUGUUCUUUUAUCGCUCAGUCACCUCAAAUCUCUUAAGUCUCUCAAUCUUGAUCUCAAUUCUUUAGAUGGAUUUGGUAAUCGUAAUCUGAUUUCAAUUUUUAGUUACACUUUUGUUCAUAUUAAUAUCAUCUUUUGUCUCUUUAAUCAAGUAGCAUUUUUAUGAGUUUCAUGCCUAUAUAUUUAAUUUCUAAUUUUGCUACAUUCCCUUCAUAAAAUAACGAUUGU